This is a messenger RNA of Saccharomycopsis crataegensis, 279 nucleotides long. RefSeq lists its product as uncharacterized. The transcript has a single exon. The record is from RefSeq and is a predicted model, not a curated record. Bases 1 to 279 code for a protein of 92 amino acids. Lineage: Eukaryota; Fungi; Ascomycota; Saccharomycetes; Ascoideales; Saccharomycopsidaceae.
AUGUGGGACCCUAGUGAAUAUUCGACGAUCGUUACUAGUGUAUGCGACGUUAUUCCACCUGGCAACUUAUCUGACUCUGUGAACUCCCGAAAGAAAAAAUACUUCUUUGAUGAAUGUCGAACCAUUGGGGAGUUAAACGAGCAUAUGGAAGUGGUUUCCUUGCUCACGGAUUUACUCGAUGCUAAUCGUAGCGACAAUCCACGUUCGGAGAAAAAUAGCUUGGGUCCAAUUAAGAUUAAUAGCAGCCAGUGGCUUCAAAGUAAAGGAGAUAAGGAGUGA